Molecule: messenger RNA, 3137 nt
Organism: Chara braunii
Lineage: Eukaryota; Viridiplantae; Streptophyta; Charophyceae; Charales; Characeae
Source: the annotation of a GenBank genome assembly
GCAGGCUCCCUGCUGGUGUUUGCCGAUUGACUCUAUCGUGAAGACCCCCUUUUUUUUCCCCCGAAGUACCUACCAGCUGUCCAUGCCGCGCGAAAAGCCGAUGUCGAUUGACGACGGUUCGCGCACCUAGGUUCUUUUCCUUUCCUCCCGCCCGCCGGGGCUAGGUCCCUCUUGCACGAAUUAAGAGAUACUGACCGUAGAUAGCAAAGAUCAACGGCCCAAAUCUCCUAAUUUGCUUAAGUGGGACCUUGCCCCCGGUCUCGAUCGACGGGCCGGUGUUUUCUUUCUCCCGCGUCUUCUCUCUCCCUUUCUGUCUUCCUCCCGCGCUCUUUCUUCGUGGCCACUUUCGUUCCGUCUUUUCUCUCGCCCUCUUCUUCCUUUCUCGGCCAUUCUGGCGCGCGAUCUCUAUCCUUGUGUUCUGCUUCUUUCCCGCCGUGCCCACUUCUUUAGAGUACCGCCCUUUUUGCCCGAUGGGAAGUAAUGCACUAAGUAGUGCUAUGGUUUGCCUGCCAUGUAGUGGUAGCAGCAUUGGUACCAGCAGUAGGCAGAUCUUUGAUGUGUGCGCAGUGGCAUUCAUACCUUCUCUUUCCGACUGAGAACUCGUCUCUCUCGUAUCGAUUAUAUUUGAAGCUAUCGGCGGGGUCUCCCAUCCUCUCCUUAUCAUCUUCAGUUGACCAAGCUUGACGAGUUUUGGACAAAAUGAGCCCGUAUGACGUGGAGGGUUAUGAAUACGUAAGGGAUAUUGGGUCGGGCAAUUUCGGCGUCACUCGGUUGAUGAGAGAUCGACGGACGAAGGAGCUUGUGGCGGUGAAAUACAUUGACCGAGGGGAAAAGAUCGAUGAAAAUGUUCAGCGCGAAAUCAUCAAUCACCGGUCGCUUAGACAUCCAAAUAUUGUCAGGUUCAGGGAGGUACUCCUCACACCGACUCACCUUGCAAUUGCGAUGGAGUACGCUGCAGGUGGAGAGUUGUUUGAACGAAUCUGCAGCGCUGGAAGGUUUACCGAGGAUGAGGCUCGAUUUUUCUUUCAACAACUGAUUUCGGGAGUCAGCUUCUGUCAUGCACAAGAAAUAUGUCAUCGGGAUUUGAAGCUCGAAAAUACCUUGCUGGAUGGUAGUGAUGCUCCUCGGUUGAAGAUAUGUGACUUUGGGUAUUCUAAGUCGUCUCUUCUUCAUUCUCAGCCCAAGUCCACAGUUGGAACGCCAGCUUACAUUGCGCCUGAAGUUCUCUCGAAGAGGGAAUAUGAUGGCAAGAUUGCAGAUGUAUGGUCUUGUGGUGUGACUUUGUAUGUCAUGCUGGUCGGAGCCUACCCGUUUUCAGAUCCUGACAGUCCAUGGGACUUUGGCAAGACAAUCAGGAUUGCCGACGUGUGGUCGUGUGGUGUAACUUUGUAUGUCAUGCUGGUUGGAGCCUAUCCGUUUGAGGAUCCUGAUGACCCCAGGAAUUUCCAGAAGACCAUUGGGAGGAUUAUGAAUGUGCAGUACUCCAUUCCUGAGGGAGUACAUAUCUCAUCAGAAUGCCAGCAACUGCUCUCUCGAAUAUUUGUGGCCAACCCUGCAAGGAGGAUUACAAUACCAGAGAUCCGCAUGCACCCCUGGUUCAUUCGAAACCUCCCUGCAGAUCUGAUGGAUGGAGCGCAUAAUCAUGAUGCAGCAUACGACGAUCAGUAUCCAGUGCAGUCGGAGGUGGAGAUAAUGCGGAUUUUGCAGGAGGCAAGAACGCCUGGGCCAGGUGUGGGACCGUAUGUGGGAGACCCGGGGAUGGAUGAUGACAACGACAUGGACUUGGCAGACAAUGAUGUGGACGAUGAUAGUAAGAAAGGUGGUGGGGGUGGUAAGAGUGGUUGUGGUGGGGGUGUGAAGGAGGCAGCUGGGGGGUCUGGUACGUCUUCGAGUCAAAGUGGGUUUGCGUUUGGUGGGCAGAAGUAUCCGGAGAAGAGGGGACGAGAUGUUGGUGGUGGAGGCCAGACUCAAGAGGGUGACGGCGGCAGCAGCAAAGGUGGUGGUAACGGUGGCCAAAACGGUGGGGGCAAGGGCGGAGGAAAAGAUAGAAUGUGUAGUAAAGCUAGGGCGGUAGAAUUGAUGAACAAGGAAGAAGCCGGAGAAGAGUUGAUGCAGGACUCAUCCAGGGACGGCAGUGUAGGGAACUCGAAGAAGAGGGUGCAGCUUCGACUGAUCGACAUGAUCGGUGUAUGCGGCCUUUGUGACUUUUGUGACUACAUGGUUGCAUGGUGUUCAAGACAACGAUAAAGAGAGCUGGAUGCAGAACGCGGGAAGGAUUGCUGGGACUUAUCUCGUGGGUAGAUAUGGGUCUUCUACCUUGGUGAUCUUGGGGAUAGCCAAAAGGCAAAUGAAGGAGAAUCAGGGAAGAGGAGAAGCGUGGGGAGAAGAGGGCCGGGGUGGCGGGGGAGCUCAGGAAAUGGUAGGUAAGGUGUGCAUAAGCAGGCAAGUGAAGAAAUCUACAACAAUGCCUGAUGCAUAACAAAAUAUUGGAGUAACUGCAAGGAGGGCUAGGUAGCCUAGGAGAGAAUAGUUUCGAUCUAAAAACCUGUCUUGUGUUGUUCUUUAUAUCAUCUGUUUAGAACUGUCCUAUUGAUUUUCGUUCAUGCUUCUCUUCUGUCAUCUCAUUGUUGGCAUUUUUUAUGGCACUCCUGCUGCAUUGUUUUUCAACUUUUUGUACUUCAUAGCUACUACUGUCUCCUAUUGUGGAGAUGACCCUUUCUGGCAUUGAUUCUUUGUCCACCAGAGUUGCUUGUGGACCUUGUGGAGGGAUUCUCUAGACUCUUUGGGGAAAUUUGGUUGUACACAUUUCAUUUCUCUUUUUCAUGGAGGUUCAGCUGCCAAUGUGGGCGACAAUUAUGGCUGCGGAUCCGGACACAGUGCUGCCAUGUCAUUGGCUGUUGAGCUGAUCCGAUGAUAAGGUAGUUGAAGAAGUCCAGCUAUACCUGGUCUGGGUGUUAGUUGCUAUCCCCUUGGUGUUUCACAGUCGGACAAAAAGGAAGAAACUGCAAAUUUUGUCAGGGCAGAGACUAUCACCAAGAAGUCUGUUUUUUCUUUUCCCCUUCUUUUCUGCCAUCAGUGGCAAUCAUACUUGCAACCGCACAUGGGUGCAGAAAAACUAGGUGCGGCACACCCAAAAG